AUGUGUAUCCAAGGCCAAACUUAUCAGAGGAUAAAUAAUGACGUGGCCGUUGACCGAGUAGAUGCCAACUACUGUCAGUUGUAUUUCCUCGAGUCCGCAGAGGCCAACGCCCGCCGCGUUGGGAUGGCUCUGCAGAGAAAUCAUCGUGAACUGUCCGUAGUUGUGAUGGGACUAUUGGACGGUUUUCUGCGGGACGUAAAUCCGAACAUGCGUGAGGUGUGGCUGGCAGAAAGAGACCUAGCCGACGCCGAUCCCGCAGGUGUGCGACCUAGGCCAGUGACGAUGUAUUUUGUCCGAGAUGCGGCCCGGGACGACGGGCGAAACAACCUGCCUACCGCAAACGAAGUUGCGGCCGUGUUCGUAGGCGAAGGGGGUCGUCCGCCAAGAGACAUUAAUCUGGUCAUCUACGAUACGAAUCCAAUCAACCCGCAACACAGGAUGCAAACCAUACCAGCGGGGUCGUGUCACUCGGAUCCGAUGUUGUAUCCGCUGUUUUUCCCGUACGGCGAGGCCGGUUGGCAUAACGUGAUGUUGCAAGCGGGCAACCGACGAAACAAUGUCCGCAAUCGCAACAGUAUCAGAGAGUUUGCGUCCUACCGUUUGGCUGUUAGAUAUCAGGGAAAUAACGACCAAAGGCAUGAACUGUUUAGUUUAUUACAUCAAGGUCGGUUCUUGUUGCAGAUGUAUGUGUGCGACCAGUAUGUUCGAAUGGAGUCGAACAAUCUGAACUACAAACGUUUUCACCAGAGGGAUCUCCUCGCCGAAGCGUAUCAAGGGCUCAAGGACCAUGUGAACCAACAGCUCCACAUCGAUCCCAUGGCGGUCGGGCGUAGGGUCAUAUUGCCGUCGACGUUCACGGGUAGCGAUCGAUUCAACAAGAUGAAUUAUCAAGACGCCAUCACCAUAGUGCGUACCAAAGGGAAACCCGACCUGUUCAUAACGUUUACGUGCAAUCCCAGCUGGCCAGAGAUCACUGAAAACCUGGCUGCCCACAGCACGGCAAGCGACAGGCCGGACCUGGUGGCCAGAGUGUUCAACAGUAAGCUACAGGAGCUAAUAGGUGACAUAACUGUACAUCGUGUGUUUGGUAAUGUCAGCGCUUACGUGUACACUAUCGAGUUUCAGAAACGUGGUCUGCCCCAUGCGCAUAUACUGAUAAUCCUGGCGGAGGACUGUAAGUUCCGCACAGCCGAGGACGUGGACGACGUGGUUUGCGCCUUCUUGCCGGACCCCGCAAUCGACAGGCGCUUACACGACUGCGUCAAGUCUCACAUGAUCCACGGGCCGUGUGGAACAGUCAAUCCACAGUGUCCGUGCAUGGUGGACAACAAAUGCUCCAAAGAUUUCCCGAAAGCGUACGCAGAGGAGACUGUGUACGUUGCGGACGGCGGACAUCCAAAGUACCGCCGACCGGAUGACGGCCGGGUGGUACUUAUGAGAGGUCGUGAGGUUGGUAACGAGUGUGUAGUGUCAUACAACCCUUAUCUUCUGGCCAAGUAUGACGCACACAUCAACGUCGAGAUAUGCACGUCCAUAAAGAGUGUCAUGUAUAUCUACAAGUAUAUAUACAAGUGA
Metopolophium dirhodum (rose-grain aphid) is the source of this 1575-nucleotide messenger RNA. RefSeq lists its product as uncharacterized. Lineage: Eukaryota; Metazoa; Arthropoda; Insecta; Hemiptera; Aphididae. The coding region runs from base 1 to 1575 and encodes 524 amino acids. The transcript has 3 exons. The record is from RefSeq and is a predicted model, not a curated record.